AUGGAAGCACUUCAAAACAAAGGAUUGCACAUCAACACUGCCAAAUCAGCUUUCUUGCUCACCAUGGGAGGGACCAAUUUCCGUGCUGUGCGCUCUGGCUUGAUUCAACGGACAAGUGCAGGCGAGAGAAUAAAAAUUCAUGGCGAUCACCAGACUUUUGAUCUUCCAGUGCUGCAUCAAACCAAAUACCUAGGCACCUUGAUCAGUUAUGGGUCCUUUGAAGAUGCCACAACCAAGCUUCGUGUCAGCCAUGCCAGACUUGCUUUCACCAGAUUGAAGAAAUGGCUCACCGCAAGACGGGGCUUAGCUGUCAAAGAGCGUAUGCGCUUGUGGUCCACAUGCGUUUUUCCAGUUUUGACGUAUGGCAUUUUCACAAUUGGCCUGACCACCAAGGGUCUUCAGAUGCUGCAGCACACCAUGAUAUCAAUGAUCCGACAGAUUCAUCAUGAUCAUGCAUAUCUAACUGGACGAUCAAAUGAGCAUGCCCUACUUUUUCACGGUGUGGCACCUCCAUUGCUCUGGCUAUGGACGACUGCUGAUUCCUUGUAUCAGUCAGUCACCAAGAUGCAUCCGCAUUCGACAGAGUUUGACCUGUGCCAGACAUUUGACUGGACUGCCUUGCAACAGACCAUUGAUUUCAUCCACCAUCAACAUGCCAAGGGCCUGACCGUGCCCAGUGGAAAGCUUGCAAUGGACGAGGACACCACGCUGGAGCAACGACAAGCCCGCCCGGUGGCACCAUUUCCGGAGAAUGCUGCGCCUGGCCUGGCCUUGAGCACAGGUGCCAUACCAAAGCUGACAAAGGAAGAACUGCACUCCAUCCAGCAACAUGAGUUUGGACCUAGGGCACAGGCAAUGCAUCACCAUUUCCGUUUGAUGCACAGUGCCUACAGCAACCUGGUGCACUCCAAGGCGACGCAGCUCACAAAUUUGAUGAGUGACGAGGCGCCUUGCCCGGCAUGCGGUGUGAUCUUCAACUCGACGCACUCAUACAACGUCUGGUUCCAGGUAGCCAUGCUGAUUGUGCACGGCCCCAAACCUGCCACAGAUGUUCAUGCCAAGCCGCUGGAUACCAUGCAGUGCGAAAUAUGUGGGGUCCAUUGCUCCUCUGCUCAGGAGCUACAUGCCCACCUUCAGAAAGUUCACCGAUUGAUCAGCUCGGUGUGGCAUGAAAGCAGAGACAGCUGUGAUGGCAAACCGAUUUGCAACCACUGCAAACAGGACUUCAAGAACCUUGAAAGCUUGCGCAGUCACAUAAACCAGGGAAGAUGUGCCAAAUUCAACCCUGAUUUGACCACCACUCCAACGGAAGUUCUGCUGCUGUGGAAAGAAGCAUGCUGUCAGGGACGACUUGAAGACAUCCUCUCUGAUCCACACAACAAGCUACGGCUUACGUUGCGUUGCCAAUGCUGCCCCAAGAAGUACACCAGGUCAGCCGAUCUCUCGGCUCACCUCCAAGGUAGUCACGCAGAGAUUUGGAUGGCGGCACAACCUUUUGUUCAUCAACUGGUGCAGGGCUUUUAUGGCUCAUUGGGCUGUGUUUGCAAUCCAUCCUGCAAUGUCAACCGGCUUCAUCAUGUGUGCAUGCCUUUUUUGCAGCUGAGCAUGCAAUUUGCCAGACUCAAAGAUGCGAUGUUUCUGCCAGCCAAACAGACUGUCACAGAGAUUGCGAGAGUUCUUCCACCACAUGUCCCUGUUGACCUUCGUGGAACUCUGGAGCUUGCCUUGGCCAACUAUGACCUUGACUCUCUCUGGACAGAUGCGCUGCUGAUGGAUGCAUUGAGCGGCACUUGCGUUUUCUGCGGCCAUGAUCUCCUGCCGGCAGAGCUCAACUACCACCUGCAUGAGGACGAUGCGUUGCAGCAGAUGCUGCAGACCUUCCAGAACAUUGCGCCGCUUCUGGACAACAGCCUGAAACUGGCUCCCAAUCCAGCAGCGCCCAAAAGGCAAAGACGGGCACCGGACCAUGCAGAUCCAAACGACAAAAGCUCACUCACAAAGGGCCAGCCACAGCAGAUCGAUCAACAGAAGCUCCUUCUCCUGAUGGGCCGCCUGCUUCUGAAAGUGGAUCGAGACCUCCAGGUGCUCCAGCGCGAAACCACAUUCAUCAUCUUCUUCAGCAGUCAGGAACAGACCGGCAUCCUUCCUCUGCUCCUGCAGGAAGCCAAUCAAUGGCAUCAGCAAUCAAAGGAGGGGUCAUCAUCAUUGAGGAUGCCGCUGAGACAAGUCUUGCUUCAGUCGGUGGUGAAGGAACUGAUCGCGCGGCUGACCAAGCUGACAGAGGCCCCAGCCGACUCUCCUCUCCUGGAAGUGGCACGGAAGACCAACAUCGUGCUGGAGAACAACACGAUUCCCUUCAUGGAAUGGGAUGCCUCGGAGAAGCGGCUGAAGGUGGCAGCCAAAACACCGGUGAGCCUGACCAAGAUGGGAGAACAUCUCCUGGAACUUCAAGAGGGGUUCAAGGAUGCCAACCUAAUCCUGAAAUUCCACUCCUUGCCAACCAAGCCGGACAGUGUGAUCACACCCUGGCGACUCCAGAUGUCCUCGCGGGAGGAUCGCACCUACGAGCUCAUGCUGCACCUGGCACAGAGCCAAAUAUGGACACUCAUUGCGGCCAGCCUCAAGCAGCACAACCUCUACCAGAGCUCCCUUGCGGCCAACCUGGAAGUCGGUCUCGGCCUGAAGCCAAACAAGGGAGAAGUGAUUCCUACGCAGCAGCAGCUUCUUGAAGCUGUCUCCAAAAUGGUUCUCAUCAAUCCGAACAAUUGGUGCUUUUGCAAUACUGCUGCAUACUCUUUGUUUUGGACUGUGUUGACCUUGAGUUGCUAUGAACCGGCAAUGUGGGGAAUCCAGAGUCAUGACAUCAUGCGAUUUUUGCUGGCCUCCAGACAGACACCCAUGAAUCUGGCUGCGCAGCAAUUUUUCCGAGAUAUCAUGCAUACGUGGGGAAGGGAUGAGAUCGGACGACACAAUUUCUCGAUCUCUCAGCAGGACUCCUCGGAGUUUGUUCAGGUUUGGCUGCAAAUGAUGCAGACUUCUGUCUUUCAGAUGCAAUGGGAAAAACGCAUGAGCGCUGCUGAUGCGACACAUGUCAUGGACAGCAAUCAGGAAGCCUGCGCCCCCCUUUGUUUGAAGUUUGAUGACACUCUCAUGCUCUCCCAGUUCUGCACCUUGACCUCCCUUGUGAAAACCUGGCACCAGGCAGAUGGAAUGCGCUCGGCAUUCUUGAGCUCCUCUCCAUGCGUUUGCAUUCACAUUGACAGAUGCGUCAUGGGCCCUGAGCUUACAGUCUACAAAUGCACCAGCAAACUGCAGAUCGAUGAGGUAUGCUGUAUUCCUGUUUUUCAAGAUGGCUCCAUCGCAUGCGAGUUUCAUGAAUACACGGUUGUGGCUGUGAUGUCACACCUUGGACAAGAUGGGGAAAACAUCACCAUGGCCUGGCUUGUACGUACGGAUGUGCUUCAUUUGCCCUACUACAGAGCUGAGCCUGAGACUCCAACCACAUCGACAGCUGAGCUGAUGCGACAGAGACUUCUGACUGACUUGCCUGGAAUCCAACUCACAGGUGGACUCUCCCAGAGUUCAUUUCUGGAGCUGAAGUACUGGCUACAGCACCAACCCAUUGACAUUGUCGUGCUGUCGGAGACGAAGUGGAGUUUUAACUCCUGCUGGUCAGAUGCCCAAUGGUCAUAUGUGCACUCUGCCUCCAACGACCCUCGAUCUGGAGGGGUGUUGAUCAUGAUCGCCAGACGCUUGGCAACACCGGACUCAAUCGGUUUCCUGGCCCUGGAAGAUGGCAGACUCUUACAUGUUCGAAUUCACCAUGCCAAGAGGGCUACCGACAUCCUGGCGGUCUACCAGCACGUGGACUACAAGACCACUCAGUCCCGCAAACUGAGAGCUCACUUGUGGGCCAAGCUUAGCGACUAUGUUGGACAACUUCCACAGCGAAACCAAUUCAUUUGCAGUGGAGAUUUCAAUACAGCCCUGCCGGGUGUGGCACCAUGGACAGGCACAGGACAUUUUCACUGGCAAGGAUCUCGGACCUGUGGAUCUCAACAUGAGGCGCUCACCACUGCUGUUGAUCAAGCCGUUGAGGAACCAGUUGACCCAUCGACAGAUCCGGAACAGAUCAUCACGCACUUUUUCGGACAUGGUAUCACUGGAGCCGAUAUUGCUCUGCACAGCGAGCCCACCAGAAAGAAGCCAGACAGGCUAGGGCCAGGCAAAAUUGCAGAUCAGUACACAGCGCAUUCCUUGACAGUUGCAUACGUCCGCACCACAUGGCAGGGACCAUCAAGCCUACCACAUUUCAGUGAUGAAGCCCCGGGAGUGCCGUUUUCCAUUUCAGAUCUCUGCGUUGCACUGCACAACCUGCACCCGCACAAAGCAGCGGCAAUGCCUUUUUUGCCAGCCACCGUUUGGAAAGAUCAGAACGCUGGUCGGCAACCACAGACGGUCAGUCCAACAGCAAAUGCGAUCCCCACCCAGGCUACGGCGUUGCCGUUGAAAACCAUGGGACGUUACCUGGGAGUGAUUGUUUCCUAUCAUGCAUUUGAACAGCAGACGUGGCUUCAUCGCAAGAAGACUGUACACCACAGCAUGCCGGACGUCCCCAUCGAUGGUGAUGCAUUGAUGACGACACCACAGGCCCCUGCAGCAUCCAGCCAAGCUGCACCUGCAGACCCAGUGACCAGUGGCAACCGAGCAGAACGGAAUAGCUUUUUGAUCACCACCCAGCCAUUUUGGCCGUGUGAGCUGUGCCAAACCAGAUGCGAUGACCUUCAGAGCCUGCACCGCCAUUUGAAGGCGGAACAUGAGGUGACUGUCUUCGACUGGAAUGUUGCCAGGGACUCAGUACCUGGCUCCACAGCAUGCUCUCACUGUGGCAAACCAUUCACCUCACGUGAUGGCUUGAGAACUCACAUAAUCACUGGCAAAUGUGAGUUUUUCGAUCCGACUGCGACAAACCACCCACUCAAUGCGGCAGAGAAGUGGCGCACUCAGCUGACACUUGGGUUUUUGGACAAACAACAUCUUUCAGCUCACCAGCGCUUACAGUUGACGCUGCAUUGCCAGCUAUGCGGCGAGAUCUAUGUGCGUUCCAAUGAUCUCAACGCGCAUCUCCAACAGGCGCAUGGACAGCUUUGGCAACGAUCCAAUGACCUAGUCAGGUACCUGCUUCAGACAUUGAUCAGCAGCCGCGGAUGCAUGUGCAAUCCAACGGUCAAUGAUGACAGUCGAACCCACAUCUGCCCAGGAGUUCGGCAAAUGGCCAUGAUUUUCUACACCAGUGAAACUGAGAUGUUCAUACCGCAGCAGUACAACGAGCAGACAUUGCGACUCACACACCGUGCACUGGAAAAUCAUGCAAGAUUUCAGAUGCUGUUAAAUGUGGUGCUGGACCGGGACUUCAGCCAUCUUUGGCAUACGCAGCAACUGAACGUGCUGAACAACUGCAGAUCCAUUUUGCCUCGAACUGCCCCGUCCUCCAGCAAAUUGCCCUUGUGUUGCAGCCACUCCAUGGACGAUCAGCUGAUGCUCGACCAGUCGGACACGGAGCUCCUGCAGUCUUUCCAACAUCUGGGACCCCUCCUGAUGCAGGCGAGCCAGUACAUGCGGGAAAAAGACGAAGAGCCACUGAACAAGAAGCUCAAGCAGGAACCCGUCGGCGCAGACAAGGCCGCUCAGCCACACAACCCCCAGAACAAGGCCCUGCUCACACUGAUCCAUCACCUGGCCAAGGUGGUCCUGCAACACGAUCGGGCCAUCCAGAUGGAUCGCAGACAGGACUCCUUCGUUAUCUUUGCCCAAGUCAGUGCGGAAGGAGCCCUCCCACUGCUGACGUCGAAGGCCAAAGAGUGGAAGGACAUGACGGAGAAGACCACCACCCUCCGCACCUUCCUGCUGAAGCACCUGAUCCUGGAGCUACAACAGAGGGCCAUCAAGUUGUCCCAGAGCACACAGGGGACCCAACUGUGGGACGUGGCAGUCACCAAAGGAGUGAUUCUCCAGGACGGGUCGUGGCCGUUCCAACAGUGGUGCCACACAGAGAAGAAGCUCACCAAGUCUCAUCGGGCACCGCUGCCCAUGAGCCGCAUCCUGAAGGACCUCCAGUUCAUGGUGGAGCUCCUGACCGACAACGAUCAUGUGAUGCGCUUCCAUUCACUGAGGCCUCAAGCCAAUGUGGUUCCCUGGAUGCUCCAGAUCAACCUGCGCGAGGACGACCUGUGGAGACUGUUCCACCAGCUGAGUCAGUCCACCCUGUGGGGACUCCUGGGCCUGAGUCUCAAGCAGCACAACCAACAGGUCAGCAAACCAGCGCAGUUACUGGAUCAGCUGACCAACAUGCAGGGGACACCGAACAAAGGACUGAGUAGAGGCACAUUCACCCUGACAGAUUGGGGACGCCAACAUGACUUGUUUCGUGAUCUCCUGCUGGAACUCAGGCCUCAGCCUUUUAAUUUGGAUGCACAACUCUGGUUUCAGGGCAUUACCCAGAAUUGGGAUGAAAAUCGAGGCCAAGCAGAUUCAGCAGAGUUCACAAGCAUGCUGUUGCAAUGGGUUGCACCAUCCUUCCUUAGCUGCCACUGGCAACGCAGGCUGAUGGAAAAUGAAUGCGUGCGGGUACAUGACCAAGGUGACAGGUAUCAACCACUCACGUUGCAACUUGACCCUUCACACAGCACAGACGGUAUUGCACGCCUGACCGACAUGCUGAGGCGAUGGCACAACGACCUGGGCAUGUAUGCUGGCCUGCUGCAAGCCCCAGAAGUCCUGUGUGUCCACGUGGACCGAUUCAUCUAUGAGGGUCAUGGCAGAGUGCGCAAGACAGAUACUCCGGUGUUUUUCGGAGGGCCCAUUGACGUGCCCGUUUUUACAGAUGAUGGACUGGACUGCACAUGGGAACGAUAUCAAAUGACUGCGGCGUUUGCACACCAAGGAGAUGCAGCCACAGGACACUACCAGGCCCUGCUGCGCACCCAGCCCAGCAUCCGGCAUCCAGACGCCGAUACCUACUGGCUGCACUGUGAUGAUGACAGGCCGCCACGGCCAUGCCGAAUGCUUCCUCACCAAUUCCAAGAGGGAGUGACAUGCAUCUGGCUUUGCCGCCAGGAUAUCAUAGACCUGCAUGCAUGGGAAGAGGAUUUGCUAACCACUCCUCCCGGACAUGCUCAGAACCAGGACCAGCUAUUGAAGCUCCUGCAACAGCCGAAUUGGAUCAGCAGGGGUCAGAACCAGCGCUCCGAAGCCAUCUCAGCUCUCACUGACUCUUCUGCAAAGUUCUACUUCCUCUACUAUCCUUUCACAAUCUUUCGCAUCUUU
Cladocopium goreaui is the source of this 7326-nucleotide messenger RNA. Lineage: Eukaryota; Dinophyceae; Suessiales; Symbiodiniaceae. The record is from the annotation of a GenBank genome assembly.